This is a messenger RNA of Seriola aureovittata, 10108 nucleotides long. RefSeq names its product centrosomal protein 192 (gene cep192). The transcript has 52 exons. The record is from RefSeq and is a predicted model, not a curated record. Gene Ontology annotation, cellular component: pericentriolar material; cytoplasm; centriole. Gene Ontology annotation, molecular function: protein kinase binding. NCBI's taxonomy places the organism in Eukaryota, Metazoa, Chordata, Actinopteri, Carangiformes, Carangidae. Gene Ontology annotation, biological process: centrosome duplication; centriole replication; centrosome-templated microtubule nucleation. The coding region runs from base 257 to 8707 and encodes 2816 amino acids.
CCUACGAACUGUUGCACGACUUGUUUCAUAUGCCUCGUUUUAAGCGUUAUUGAAAAAAAUACGUAUUCGGUAAGUUACUUCUGCAACUUAACUACGUCUUGCAAUCUGUUUGUACCAAUUUAUUAAGAAAAAAGUCGAGUUGGAUUAAAACAACGCUGUCUCGGCCCGCUUCUGGAGUAUUGAAUACAUUACUGAUGGGCUUCACCUGAACCUAACUCAAGCCACAUUUGGCUGUAAACCUGCUCCAUUCAAAAACAUGGCAGACAGUUUUUACAAAUUGGAGGAUGAAGUCCUCCCCAGUUUCCUCUGCGAGUCUAUGGACAGCACCAGUGGCCGUGCCACACUGGGGAAUGUGACACUGGGUUCAGGCCCAGGACUGCCAGUGGCUGCCUCUACAGUGGCGAAAAUUAGACCCGGGUAUGACAACAGAGAAGAUCUUGGUGAGGUGUCAUAUUUGGAGGGCAAAGAGCUGUAUCAGGCCAACUCACAGUCAUCAGUUGUAGAACAGGCCAAAUUCGCUCUCAGCUUUAAAGAUGACUUGGACAAAGCAGAUGACUUCAUUGCAGCCCACCGUCUUUCAGACAUGCUGGUGAAGAUUAAUCUUGAUGAAAGUGUUUCUCGAAACCAAAGCUCCAUGCUGGGGCUGCCUCCCACAUACUGGCCAACAGAACUUGGAACAGAUCUGUCAACAGGGCUUCUUACACUUCCCCAGUUUGGACAUAAAGAUAGUACAGAUGCAAAGUCCAUACAAGCUCAGGCCUUACCAGCUACAGCUGGGGAGGACGGUGUGCAGAGUGAGGGAAUGGACAGUGACCAUUUCAGUGGCAGUAACUCAAGCUUCCUGGUAAAUGAGAAGCUCAUGUCUGUGGACAGCAUGAACAGUGAUAUCACAGAUGAUGACACAGAUUUCAACAACCUGCCUGAUGAUGAACUGGAGUUGUACUUCAAUAAGCUGGUCCCUCCUGCUAUGCAGAGAGGCAGAGUGGAAGGCCAGGAGAUUCCUUCAACAGGACUGCCUGGUGCUGCUGAUGACCUAUCAAACAUACGUUCUGCAGAACCAGAACAAUAUAGACACCAGUUCCUUGAUCACUAUGAUCAGGAGGACUUCAGGAUGCCUGAUGUGCGUCUGGCUGCUACAGGUAUGGACUCCUGUCCUGCCAGUGAUGAGGACACUGAGGAUGAGCUGGAGUCUGCCAGAAGGAACAGCAAUGCUAUCAGGACACGGCUGCUGCCAAGCACCUCCAGACAACUGGUUGGAGAGAGUAAUCGUCCCAGUUUCAGGCCGGGUUUAGAGGGAGGCAGUUCUGAUGAUGAGUCUUUCAGUGGCCGCAGUGGUCCAUCUGCGUCUGGCAUCGAACACAGACGAUCAGCUGAGGGACAAGUCAUCAACCCGCCUGUCACAGGAGAUGGAGGAGAUGGGAGCAGUGGGAGCGAGGAAAGCGGAAAUUAUGGGGGCGUCUCGACCAUCCCUCUUCCAACGAGUAACGUCCAGACCACUUAUGAUGUCCUGCGUGGGCUGGGGAUUGUGGGUAGUAGUGCUGUUGGUGAAGAUGAAGAGGGUGAGCUGAGUAAUCUGGCAGGGCAUGGAAGGAACAGCGUUUCCAGACAUGCUGAGAUGGGUGAUCGUGUGGGUCCUGUAGGAACAGGGGAGGCCACCUUCUCUCUGGGGGCAUCAUUGGGAACUCAGAGGCUUUCUCCCGUGAACUGGAGCAUGGUGCUGGACCGACAAGAGGCACUGGAUGCUAUGGAAAGCACAGAGCCUGGGUCCACUGUUGACCGACUGUUGGACUCAGUCUACCUGAGGAGUGGAGCUGGACUCAGAAGACCUCAGGACUUAACAAACCCAGCUGUCUCCCACCUUCAAGGAACCCAAGGAAGCUUCCACCUCUCCCAGGUGCUGCUCCCAGACUGUGAUGAUGAUGAGGAUGAUGAUGAUGGUCACAGUGGAGUAGAUGAACCUGAUGGCGCAAGAUCCUCCUUGGGCUUCAGGGGCGGGCCCUGUGGUAAUGUGACUGCUGCAGAUGCCUCAGGCAGCACCAGUGAGGAUGACACACAUCCUCUUUCCACCUCCCUGGAACCCAAGUAUUUCUCCCAGAGCUUCCACCAGGAGCAAGAAGAUUCAGAUGAUGUGUGGAACCAUUGCCCAGACAACAUAGAGCUGGAGUUUCAACAAGCUGCCAGUGCCACUCAUGGUGUGGUGUACCAGAAUGAAGAGGGGCAGUGGGUGACAGACCUGGCAUAUUACUCCUCCUUUGAGAAAGAGGUUGAUGGGAAGACAUCAGAGAAUGCUGGUGGCAAUUUUCAGACUGAAGACUUCGUUAAUGCCGGUGUUGCUUUGGAAAAGAUAGUUAAAGAUCAAGUGGAGUUUGAAAAAGAGCACCAGUUCAUGCAGGAGGAGAAGAUUGAACCGGCCAGCAGCAACUGCACCUUCCAGAGUGACUCAUCUUGGAAGGUCCCCACCAACAGCCACAUCCUGAUGAGGGAUUCCCAGGUUUCCUCAGAGUUUAAACAGGGGGACCAGAGCUACCUGCGGCUCUCCUUAGGGCAGUUCUUCGAACAACGCUCUGAAGCCCUGGGCUGUUUAGGCAGCACUGGUGAUCUGGAUGGAGUUAAACGGCCAUCCUUUGGCUACAUCAUUACCUCUCCAGAGAAGAGGGAACCAUUUGCCCUCAUUCACCCCUCAGAGUUCUCAGCUGGAGUCAAAUCUCCUCACAAUGACACCACGGAACUCAGUGAAGCAGACAAAACACUAAACCCAGAGGACCUAGACAAAACUCUAGAGGCGCCAGGUGAAAGGAUGUCACCAAAAGGUGAUAUUGAUCCAGAAUGCAGUGAACAGGAGGUACAGGACCAUACUGUUAACGUGGCACUACCUGACCACAGUGAGGGCUCUGGCUCUGAGUCAAGCUUAGGCAGCCAACUCUACGUCGCCUCAGACAAUAACAGCAGUCAUCUGAUGCUGAGUAUCAGCACGAUUGCGUCAGCCAUUGCCGAUGCAUCCAUCAGCACUGACCCGUCGCAGCUGGCUGCCAUGAUCAUGGAGCUCUCCAAGAGAAGCAAGGCAAGGAAUCAACCCACGUCUGCUGGACCUGUUGAACCUGAUGUUUGCAGCACAGAGGAGCCACAUUCAACUGAGCAUAUCCAAGAUCAGAGUGCCAUGUUGGACACACUCCAGAGAAGCACCUGUGUUGGAGAGCUGAGUGCAUUUGACAUUGAGAAAUACCUGAAAAAUACUGAAGUAUCUAACGUCAGUGAUGCGUCCGUGGCACAUACUACCUUUGACUUGACAAGCUGGGCUGACAACCUCAUCAGGAACCCUCAGACAGGACCCCCUGAGGAACAGAGGAGAUCAUCUCCGCAAGUGGACAGUGAGACUCAAAAGAUGCCCAUAAGUACAAAAACUGAGGAGAGAGACAGGAGAGGAAAGACGACGUUAAACACUAGCUCAUCGGCAUCAUCACCAGGUAAUAAGGGGGAAACAAAAAGGAGCUUGAUUCCUUGUCCUCGUUCAUCUGCUAGCUCUGCCAGAAGGUCUGUGGGAUCAGGCCAAUCUUCUACACACAAGGCUCCUGCAGACAAAAUGGCAGCUUGCGAUAACACCAAGACUUCUAGUUCCAAAGGCAGGACCCCCACAGAAAAUGGAGUCAAACCAGAAGAACUAAACCCACAAAUGUCCAACAAUACUAGGUCUUCAUUAGAAGAACCACCACAAAAGACGGACAACGUCUCUGCUGCCUCACCUGACUUGCCCAGAACCUCCCCAGGAUGGAGGAAAGGGCAGUCAUGCCUGCCUUGCCUAAAAGGUUACUCUCCCCCGACUCAGAGGGUGAGGACUGCAGGCCAGCAGAAGCAGGACAGACCCAGUUAUUCUCCGGAGAAAAAACCACCACCCAGAAAUAUCGUGGCUGCUCCACUACCAUGUAGCUCUGUGGAGAAGCACGUUGGCUCCUCCUUCCAGAACAUCCGUUCUCCACUGGACCCUGCAUCUGAACUCCCGAAGGGUUUUUCAGAGCCUUGUGUGGAGGAGACGCAGUGUAACUUCAGACCGUCCACUUCUCCACUCACCCACUCUUCGCCAAGCCAGACCUCAAUUCCCAGUGCUGAUUGCAUGGUGUCGCCUUCUUCGUCCAGUGGAGGUCUGGCAGACAAACGUCCAGGUCUUGACUGCUCUCCUCAGUCUACCUGCUCCAGUCCUAGUCUCAGCAGGCUCACAUACAUCUCAAUGAAUGAUGGCACUGUCAUUCCUACACCUGAGAGACAAAAGAACAAUUGUACCAUGGCACUGAGCACCACCAUCAUCAGAUUCAGUCCAACUCCACCUGUGGAACCAGAUGCACAGUCUAACCUCAUUAUUCCUUGCCUUCCUAAAAGCCUGGACCAUGUGCAACCACAGCACUCUAAAAGUCUGGACCCACUACCAGCACCGCAGUGUAAAAGCCCAGAGGCCUCACGCAGUGGUUCUGCUCUGAGCUGUACUCGCAGUCAGAGUGAAUGUAACUACCACUGUCCUGGGGACAGGACAAGCAAUCUUUCAGCAGGUUGCCAGACCCACAAGCGCCUCUCUGAAUCCAACGUGAGGCAGCUGACUAAAGUGGACUCUGGCUAUUGUAGCAAUCUGAACAUUCAGCAAACUAGAAGCACCACAGCUCCUCAGAGCUCCCAGCAAUGGGGAGCUGCUAGCUCAGUCUCAUCAUCUGUGUAUGCUGGUGGCCUUGGCAUGCCUCCAUCCUACUCAUCAGAGGAACUUCACUACGUGCCCAUCCCCAGCUUUAAGCCCCAGUGUGCUGCUGGCCAGAUGGACCUUCCCCAUCAGGGAGAUGUGCAGUCACUCUUCACUGGACGCUCUCUCUACAACUCCCAGCUGGCUCAGCAGUAUUUAGGAUCUGAAGCUCCAUCACAUCCUAGUGCUUAUCACGUGGGAACAACAGGAAAUGGUCUCUACAGUGUGUCCUCUACAGGCACACCCAACAGUGAUCUAACUGUGAGACACAUCCAUCCCACGUCUGGUCCCCUGGGAAUCUCGGGGGCUGCUAGCUCUCAUCACCUCCCCAGACCCCAUCAGAACCAACAGGACCUGGGUAUGAGGGGGAAACUCUACAGUCAAUAUGAUGAGGAGCCUCUGGCGGGAUGUGGUCUUGAGGAACUGAGAGGCCAAGUGGUUGUACCAGGGGAGCUGCGCUUCCCUCAUGCCUGCUGUGUAGGCAUCGCCUCACAGACCUCACUCAGCCUCUUCAACCCCUCUGAGAGAUGGCAGCAAGUGUCAAUCACUGUCACCAGCCUGGCUAUUGAUGGAGAGAAGGUGGACAGCUUGCCUUAUCAGUGGCUGAUAGUGAAGAACAAGACCAUCAUUGGGCCGAAGAGUACAGAAGAGCAGAAGGUGUUGUUCAUACCUCCGCAGGCUGGUGUCUACCAGUGCGUCCUCACUGUUUGCUCCUGGCCUGCGUCUGCUGAGACAGAGGUGGCUUCCAGGGCUAAUAUCUUUGCUAAAAGGGUGAUGCUGGUUGCCAUAGCAGAGAAUCCUGCACUAGAGGUUGAAGCAAGCAAAUCUGGAUAUUUGGAUUUUGGAGACCUUCCAGGAGGCAGUGCCAAAGCUCUUCCUCUCAAACUGCUCAACAGGACUCAUGCCACAGUACCCAUCCGCCUGGUCAUUAGUGCAAACGCUACAGCGUGGCGAUGCUUCAACUUUUCCAAGCACCCUGGUACCAUGACAUCUGAAGCAACGCAGCAGGCUGGACACAUGACCCCAGUGUCCUCUCCCUCGGUGAUGAAUCACGUGAUGCACGCCAGCUACGGAGAGAAUCCAGCAAGCUUCAUGGUCUGGGUGCACUUCAAGGCCCCUCAGAAGUACAGCUUUUCAGGGGAGCUUGGUCCGGCUGAUGAGUACGUUGCUCGGGUGGACAUUGAACUGGACUCUCCUGGUCCGAGUCAUGUGAUUUGGAGUAUUCCCAUCAGGGCCAGGUCUGGAACUGCAAGGGUCCAUGCUCCUAAAGACCUGCAGACCGUCAGCCUGUCUGCUCCACUGGGUAAAUCUAGUCAACAGACGCUGCCAUUAAAGAAUGCUGGAAACAUUGACGUGCAGCUGAAACUCAAGAGCAGUGACGCCGAGGACAGUUUCUCUGUGACACCUGAUGAACUGCUCCUAAGAAAAGGAGAGGAGCAAGGGAUCAUUGUGUCCUUCAAAGCACAGGGCAACAGGAAAUGCAGAGAAAGCCUUCUCACCAUUUUGGUGUUGCCGUCAGGCCCUCAGUAUGAGGUAACCCUGAAAGGAGAAGUUGUCCCUGAAGACUCUGGGAAACCUGCUGUUCCCUCUGCUGCUGUCUUAGGCUGUGGUCUGGCCAAAGACAUUCCCCCGAUUCUCUCCAAUAAACAGUUCAUAGCUUGGGGAGGAGUCACUCUGGGACGAGCUGUCCAACAGAAGCUGGUUCUAAGGAACAACUCUACCAAUGCCACACAGCAGCUACGGUUGCUCAUUCGUGGUCAAGACCAGGACUGUUUUCAGCUCCAGAGUAUGUUCAGUCCAGAGGAGCGUCUGACCCGACAUGGGGAGCUGUCCAUCCGUCCCCGAGAGGACGUGGCCGUCCACCUGCUCUUUGCUCCCACCAGGGUGGCCUCCAUGUUGGCCAAGUUGGAGAUCAAACAGUCUGGAGUCCGGCCUUCACAGCCAGGGGUCAAAUUCACUAUUCCACUGUCGGGCUACGGUGGGACCAGCAACAUCAUCCUGGAGGACCAGAGGAAACAGGCGGACAGCUAUAUGGCGACGCUGUCCGACAUUGCUGUUGGUCAUGUCAGCAAAGUGUGUCUAUGUGUGAGGAACACCGGCUCCAGAGCGGCCUUCAUCAAAGCCAUCGCCUUCUCCGAUGUGCAGAGGCGAUCAGUGUUAGAGCCCUCAGUCAUCAGCCUCGCCCCGUCACAGUUUGUGCUGAAGGAGAGGACACAGGAGGUGAUAACUGUGCUCAUGAAGUCCACUCAAAGGGAACAGAGCCUGUGUCAGUCAGCCAAUGCACUGCUGGCUACUGUCUGUCUGUUCUGUGGAGAUGAGGUCUCCAGGCAACAGUACAGAAGAUUGCUUCAGAGCAAACCAGAGGCUGCACGGAAAGCUCUGUCUGGGAACAGCCUGCUGAAAAACAUUGACUUUAAUGAGAAGUUCCUGGGAGAAGAAAAUGUUACAGAGACCUACGACCUGCCCCAUCGGCCCAAUGAGGCCCACAUCUUCUAUGGCAACAUGAGUAAGGUGGUGGUGUCGCUGCUGGGAAGUACGAAGAGCACAGACUGUGAUGGGAGUGACCAUACUGAGCUGCAGCUGCCCCGUGCUAGACACGAUUCAGAGACUGACAGUGGUUUGGCCAAUGGCAGUGUGUCUCUGGAUGUGCUGCCAGUCAAGGGUCCUCAGGGUCCAGCACUGAGAGUGACAGAACCCACCAUAAAGGCUUCAGAGCCAUUACACAGGCAGUCUGAGUCCUGGACCAUCCAUCCAGAACAGCUCGUCCUCACAACUCCUACCAUCAAUGGUGCAGCCACCACCAGUCAGAUUCAGAUCCGGAACAAUACAUCCAGAGAGCUGAGCUUUGAUUUGUCCUGGCCUGCUCACUGCCUCACCAUCACCCCUCAGCACGGAGUCAUCGAGCCUCAGUGCCACUUGCAGAUUUUGAUCAGCCCCAACCCCUCACUAGCAAAUAAAUCUGCCCUGCUGCCAUGGAGUGGACAGGUUUAUGUCCAGUGUGAUGGUCAACAGAAGUUUAUUAAGGUCCAGAUUCGUCAGGACCUGGCUCUGGAUGUGUCCACAGCCCCAGCGGAUAGGACACUGUCAGCCCUGCCUCCUCUUGCUGCCACCCCUGUGCUGCCUGGAGCCAGGCUCAACACUAAGUCCUCACUGUCCCUGCAGAACCCACAGACCCCACAGACCCCACAGACACCUCAGGCCCCGGUGGAUAUCAGCAGCAAGACCAUCAUCUUCCCCACCACUCCCUCAGGGGAAACAUCAGAGGCCCAGCUGGAGGUGCAAAAUGGGGAAGAGGAAGUGAGGUGGUACCUGUCUUCAUUUGCCCCUCCAUACGUCAAGGGGGUUGACAACAGUGGAGAUGUUUACCGGGCCACAUAUGCUGCUUUCAGAUGCUCCAGGGUCUCGGGAACUCUGGGAGCACACGAGAAGAUGCAGGUGCCAAUUACUUUCCUGCCCAGAGACAGAGGGGACUAUGCACAGUUCUGGGACUUGGAGUGCCACCCGGUGUCUGAGCCCCAGCAGAAAACUAGAAUCCGCUUCCAACUCUGUGGCACUGGAAUAAAGUCUGGACCAGUGGAGGGACGACAGGAAGGAGACCACUCUCUGGUGAAAACAGAGCCCAGUGUCAAGACCAGAAGGAGAGCUGAAGCCUCAGCUGGCAAAUCCAGCCAGGAGGAGGCCCUGCGGAGGGGUGUCUAUUCUCCUCAGGAUCUGUACACCUUCCCAGCCACACGGGUGGGGGAGUCCAGCUCUCUGAAGGUCAGCAUCCGCAACAACUCGUCCAACGCGCAUGAGCUGAAAUUUGUAAACUGUAAGGAGCCCUUCCACAUCAAGCAUUCCAAAUAUUCCCUGAGAUCGCAGCACUAUCUGAAGCUACCCGUCCAGUUCAAGCCCAGCACUGCAGGCAGACACGCUGGCUUGCUGCUCAUCCAGUCAGAAACAAGUGGAAAUCUUGUAAUUCAGCUGAUCGGUGAGGCAUUGCCUUGAAUUCACCAUCUACCGUCCUACGCCACCUCCUCAUGCUGACUGGCUGGCUUUGGGUGGAUGCUCUUCUCUGUACUAUUCAUCAUGGCACAGAGGGGAGUAACAGAGGAAAAAGAAAAACUCCACAUUGAUAAGGAUCAAUUAAAAGCAACCAUGGAGUUAAGUCAUUCCUUUUCAUCAUAUUUGGAGAUGUAGACUGUAGCUGAUGAACUGGAGAUGACUGAGGAUCUACUGCCAACAACAGCCCCAUCUGCCUCUGGAUAAGACAGGUGUUUUCAGUUGGCCCAUGAAAAAUGUUUGUGCCUGAAGCUGAAUAUUUGGCCUUACUGGCUCACAAUUAGUCUGCACCAAUCUGGCAUUACAGUGAAUUAAUGAUUUAUGUCACUUGACUCUGGAUCUGGUAUUUGCCUUAUCCCUAGGUCGUUAACAAGGCAGUAUUGUUGUCACCACAGCCUCUGUCAGACAGUAGCAGUACCAGCUGGGCUAUGUUCGGGAUUACUUGGAGCUGGUCACUCAGGGAUGCCUUUGUCUCUUGUUUGGUAACAUGACUGCAGGGAAAAGCCAUUUUGUCUUGCUGUUUUUUCCAUUUUAGAUAGUAGAAAUCUGGCCUGGGCAAAUUAAGUAAUUUCUGUAAUUAACCGUAACAAGACCACAGGAGAUUUGAGGAUUCUGUGUUUUAAGAGUUUUGAUUUUCAAAGUUAGGUCUUUCUACAUUUCCUAAGAUUUUCCUUAUCUUCUCUGCUUGUGUGGUUUCUAUGGAAAUGGCUCCUCAUCAUGCAGAACCCACCUGGACAGUGGCCUUUGUCAGCACCAUGUGUCGAAUUCCCAGCAACCUCCAAGACUUGUUCAAACAGUCCAGAUGUACUUGAUGUAGUCAUGAUCAGGGAAGCUCAGACCACAUUAGGAUGGUUAAUGAUUGUUAUUACAUGCUUUAAGAGUUUCCUCUGGUGGGGUUUGUGUUCGGUAGCUUGCCAGGCCUGCUUAGUAUGGUUACCAUGGUAAAACAGUGUUAAUUACAGUUCAAGUCACAGAAAAUUAGCACCACAUUUCCUCUUUUGGCUCUGGGGCAAAUGGCCAAAAUUGCUUGGGGGUGUUGGAUUCACAUCCAUAAUCAUUUUUUUGUAACUGGAAUGACAUGGGAAAACUUCAUCGGAGAUGUGUUGUUAACCUGUUAGAUGCCACACAUUGGGACAACACAAUGAAAAACACUAGUGUCGAACAAUAUUUUCAUGCUUGUAUAAAGUAAGUUUUAAUAUGAAGGCUGUAUGUUUUCACAGGCUGCACUCAACAUGAACUGACAGCUAUCCUAACAUACUUUCAUUUACAAUUUGCACAUGCUUCAUAUAGUUUAUUAUAUAAUAUAUUGUUCUAUGUACACAUUUUAAAUAAAGUUUGUGAUAAAUA